AUGAUGAAGAAGAACAAGAACUCAGUGGAUGAGCAAGAUGCCCUCUACAUCCCACAGUCUCACAGUCUAGGACAUCUUAGGAAUAUAUUGGAUAGAGGAGAGUAUGCACCUUUUCUAGCUCCUCCCAUAUUGGAGAGCAAUUUUACUCAGGUCAAUCGGAGAGGUGAAUCUAUUUAUGUGCAUAACCGAGCAAACUGGGUGACCGUAGGCAUCUGUUCUUCCAAUCCCAUGUUCAAGACCCCCAAUGUGAUGCUGCUUGCACAUCUGACUCCAGAAGCUCAAAAAGAACCAGAGCCCCUCUUUAAAAGCCUCCUGGCGUAUCCCCCUACAGAGAAUCUGGUGCUCACCAGGUUUCUCCCUCUGCAGUUUGUGACUCUUUCUGUGCACAGUGCUAAGAACAUGUGCCUCAAAGUAAAGCUGAUAAACGGCCGCGCCUACUAUUUACAGCUCUGUGCCCCUGUGAAUAAACAGGACACCAUAUUUUCUCAGUGGGUGGACCUCAUCUCCCUCCUGAGUCAGGAGAAAUUUAGAACUUCCAGACUAUCAGAGGUCUCAAGCCUCUCAGAACUAACAAACAGCACAGACAUCACAGGCUCAAUGAACAUCAUGGACAUUACCGCUUUCACAGAGCUGCAGACCAUUCACUCGCAGGCGCGCAUAUACUCUGGUAACGUCAUGGAAAGUGCAGACUUCUCAGAAUUUACUGAUGUCACUGAUAUCACAGAUGUCACUGAUGUCACAGAUAUCCCGGAAAAUGGGGUCACAGAGGUUCCAGAUAUAAAAAUUGUCACAGAAGUCACAGAAGUUAUAGAAGCUGAAGAGUCCACAAACCUAUCAGGGGUCACAGUAGUAUUUGAAAAUGACGAUAUAAAAAAGGCCAAGCAGGAGGAAAAGGAAAAUAUCCUGAAGCAUGGGUGUCUACGAGAUACAAAGAGUAAGAAUGAGUUCAGAGAAUCCCCCAAACAUGUUACCAUCUCAAACCUAACACUGACUUUUCAAGGGGAAAGGUGUUUUCAGACAACUCUGACGCCUAUAAAAAGCGAGAACAUACCCAAUGAAACGCGAGAUAAAACCUCUGAAGAAAAGAUGACUGAUCUUCGAAAUGCACAACUCAAGGCCACAGAAUCCAGGAGUACAGGAGCGGAUUCAGACACUACAGGCUUAUCUAGUUUUUCAGUUUUCCCCCUGAUUAGCAUUUCUUUCCCCCUUUUCACCCUCCUCUAA
Molecule: messenger RNA, 1224 nt
Organism: Psammomys obesus (fat sand rat)
Lineage: Eukaryota; Metazoa; Chordata; Mammalia; Rodentia; Muridae
Gene: Garin2
Product: golgi associated RAB2 interactor family member 2
Exons: 6
Coding region: 1-1224 (407 amino acids)
Cellular component (GO): nucleus
Source: RefSeq, a predicted model, not a curated record